AUGAAAAUCCCGAGAUCCUCUUCUGAAGCUCAGAAGCUCGCCGACCCCAGCUAUGGUCCUGUUCCAGGACGAAGUCCUCUUUAUAGUACAUAUCGAGGGAAAGAGCCUCUAUUUCCCGGCAACAUCACGGAUCCAAUCUUGCCGACCAGAAGAGGCGAGCCGGGAGUUGAUGAUAUGGUCUGGCAGAAUCUGCUCUCCGCCGAAUGGGCUAUUUUCUCAUUCUACCAACAAGGAGUAGAGGCCUUUGACAAGACAUCUUUCGCCAAGGCUGGCUACCCCAACACCACUUAUGAUCGUAUUCAAGAGAUUCGCGAUAACGAGGCUGAGUCAUUUCUUGUGUUGUCUACUUUCAUCGAGAUCGCCAGCAUGGCUUUUCUUACUGGCCUUGUCCAGAUAGCCAAGCUUCCGGCCUCACAGGUCUUCCCAUACGCCAACCAGAUCCUGGACUUGACAAAUGGCUUCGUCAUCAAAGGGAGCUGCCCCAACGAGAAUCCUGUCUACCCCAACCCACGUCAAGGUCUUCCCUCACUUAACGAUCGCCAGUACUACACGACCUUCUUCUACGGAACGUGGAAUACCACGAUCCCAAUCGACACGAAAGACUGGCCCAAGAAGAAGAUAAUUGAUGUCAAGAUCCCGGAGUCUUUCGAGAGUAGAGGAAUCAUCAUCGCUGUUGUUACUGAUACUAUAGGUGCACCAACGAAGGAUACUGUGCUAGCAAGUCCUGCUAUUAUUCUUCCGCAGCCAGCUGAGCUUGCAGUAGAAGUUGCCCAAAUCAUUUGAGAUGGACAGUCUCUCAAAGCUGUAUCAGUCAAGCUCGCAAUGUACAAUAGAGGUCUUAACUCAAGCAAAUGC
This is a messenger RNA of Fusarium redolens, 855 nucleotides long. RefSeq lists its product as uncharacterized. The record is from RefSeq and is a predicted model, not a curated record. The transcript has 4 exons. NCBI's taxonomy places the organism in Eukaryota, Fungi, Ascomycota, Sordariomycetes, Hypocreales, Nectriaceae. Bases 1 to 783 code for a protein of 260 amino acids.